AUGGACAUGCACGUUCCUUUUACCCUGUGCGCCUUCCUCUUUUUUGGAGUGAUCAGUUCCCAUCCAGUCCCAAGAAAGCUUUUUGGGGAGAUCAGAUCCCCUGGUUAUCCCAAGACGUAUCCCAACAAUAACAUCAGCAGAUGGGACAUCCAUGUCCCAAAAGGCUACGUGGUGAAGCUGACCUUCAGAUAUUUCGACCUGGAGCCAUCUGAGUCCUGCUUCUAUGACUACGUUAAGAUCAAAGCCGACAAGAAGAACUUGGGCCGAUACUGCGGCCAGCUUGGGUCAACCACAGGCAAUCACCCAGGAAGAAAGGAAUUUGUAUCUAAGGGGAACAGGAUGCACCUGGCAUUUCACUCUGACUUCUCCAAUGAAGACAAUGGCACGGUGAUUCCCUACAGGGGCUUUCUGGCCUAUUACCAAGCUGUGGAUCUUGAUGAAUGUGACCCUAAAAAUGCUGCUGAGGAAGAUGAAAGGCCUUGGUGCCAGCACUUCUGCCACAACUAUGUGGGUGGCUACUUCUGUUCUUGCCGGACUGGCUACCAGCUUCAGAGUGACCACCACUCCUGCAAAGCGGACUGCAGCAGUGAGUUGUUCACAGAGACAUCUGGGUACCUGAGCAGCCCUGAGUACCCCCAGCCUUAUCCUGAAGACCUCCAGUGUAACUACAGCAUCCGUCUGCAAAAGGGCCUGUCUAUCAUCCUCAAGUUCUUGGAACCUUUUGAGAUUGAUGAACACCAGCAAGUCCACUGUCCUUAUGACCAGCUCAAGAUCCAAGCACGAGGGAGACAGAUCGGUGAAUUCUGUGGCAAGGAGUCACCUGGCAGCAUUGAAACCAACAGCAAUGAGGUGGACAUACUCUUCCUCACUGAUGGGUCAGGGUUCAGCCGUGGCUGGAAGAUCCACUACACCUCAGAGAAAAUACGGUGCCCACAGCCUGUCCCACAGGAUCAGUUUACCAUCAUCAGAGACCUGCAGCCUGUGUAUCAAUUUCAGGACUAUUUCAUUGUCAGCUGCAAGACUGGGUAUAACCUGAUGGAGGGCAACCGAAAGCUGCUGUCCUUCACGGCUGUCUGCCAGGCUGAUGGGACAUGGCAUCAGUCCAUGCCCCGCUGUGAAAUCGUGAACUGUGGCAACCCUCCACACCUGACCAAUGGGGCAUUCAGCUAUGUUAACAAACCUGCAAACAACAACUACCAGUCAGUGAUCACGUACCAAUGCAAUGAGCCAUAUUAUCACAUUGUCACCGGAACCGGGGGUGACAGAUUCACCUGCUCUCCUGAGGGAACCUGGGUGGAUCAAGAUGGCCAGGUGAGGAUUCCUGCCUGCUUGCCAGUGUGUGGGAAGCCGGUCAGCCCCGUUACUGAAGUCCAGCGGAUCAUGGGCGGCAAGUCAGCAAAGAGAGGCAAUUUCCCUUGGCAGGCUCUGACUGGCAUCCACGGACGAGGGGGUGGUGCGCUCCUGGGAGACCGCUGGAUCCUGACCGCUGCCCACACCAUCUUCCCCAAAGGGGCAGGAGGGAACAAUGUAAGCCUGGAGCAGCUGGCAGAGGAGGCUAACAUAUUCCUCGGCCACACCAAGGUAGAAGAGCUCCACAAGAUGGGUAACCACCCUGUACGUAGGAUCUUUAUCCAUCCAGAUUACAACCCUAAAGAUGACCACAACUUCAACGGGGACAUAGCCCUGCUGGAGCUGAAACACCCGGUAACCCUGGGCCCUACGGUACUGCCCAUCUGUCUCCCAGAUACUACCAACACCACGUUCUACAUGGAUGGGCACAUGGGCUACGUGAGUGGCUUUGGUGUGGAAAAAAACUUUAUUUCAAAUCAUCUGAAGUACGUGAGCCUACCAGCGGUUGCUCGAGAGAAGUGUCAGAGUUGGCUGGACAGUAAGAAGAGAGACAUGCCUAUGAUUUUCUCUGAGAACAUGUUCUGUGCUGGAUUCCUCACAGUCAAACAGGAUACCUGCCAGGGGGAUAGUGGGAGCGUCUUCACGGUGUUAGACACAGAAAGUGGUCGCUGGGUGGCUACCGGUAUUGUUUCUUGGGGUAUCGGCUGUGCCGAAGGCUAUGGCUUCUACACCAAGAUCCUCAACUAUUUGGACUGGAUCAAAGGGAUAGUAAGGGAGGAUAGGCUCUAA
Molecule: messenger RNA, 2139 nt
Organism: Charadrius vociferus (killdeer)
Lineage: Eukaryota; Metazoa; Chordata; Aves; Charadriiformes; Charadriidae
Gene: C1R
Product: complement component 1, r subcomponent
Exons: 11
Coding region: 1-2139 (712 amino acids)
Biological process (GO): complement activation; zymogen activation
Cellular component (GO): blood microparticle; extracellular region
Molecular function (GO): serine-type endopeptidase activity; calcium ion binding
Source: RefSeq, a predicted model, not a curated record